Messenger RNA from Odocoileus virginianus texanus, 1093 nucleotides. Lineage: Eukaryota; Metazoa; Chordata; Mammalia; Artiodactyla; Cervidae. The record is from RefSeq and is a predicted model, not a curated record.
UGGAAACUCUGCUCUCAAAACUGAGACAGAGAUGUUUGAAAAAUAUUACAAUAAACUGGAGCCCAGGGACCAGCGACCUCCACGAUUAUCAGAAGUCAAAAUAACAGGAGCAGAAAUUGCACAGUUACGAAGCAGGCGUAAAUCCAAGUCCCGCGUGGGCAUGGAACGUUUGAUGGGCCUCAGUGUGGACCAAAAAUUAGAACUUGUGCAAAAGGAGCUGGAAGACGCAAAGGAUGAGAUCAGGCACAUGAGAGCGAACGCUGAGCGCGACCUACAGCAUCACGAGGCCAUCAUUGAGGAAGCUGAAAUUCGAUGGACCGAAGUCCAGAGAGAAGUGCAUGAGUUUGAAAAAGAUAUUCUAAAGACCAUAUCCAAGAAGAAAGGGAGUAUUUUGGCCACUCAGAAAGUGAUGAAGUACAUUGAGGACAUGAAUCGCCGGAGGGAUACUAUGAAGGAUAAAUUACGUUUGAAAAAUGUUUCGCUCAAAGUCCAAAGGAAAAAGUUGCUUUUACAAUUGAGGCAGAAGGAAGAGGUAGGCGAGGCCCUCCACGACGUUGACUUCCAGCAGCUGAAGAUUGAGAAUGCUCAGUUUUUAGAGACGAUUGAAGCAAGGAAUCAAGAGCUGAUCCAGAUGAAGCUGGCAUCUGGAAACACCCUGCAGAUCCUUAACGCGUACAAAAGCAAGCUACACCACGCCAUGGAAAUGUCCCUCAGUCUGACCAAGGAGUUCUUGCUGAGAAAAGAGUUACUUGAAAAAAUUGAAAAAGAAACCCUACAAGCAGAGGAGGACCGGGCCAAGGCCCUGGCUCUGAACAGGCAGCUCCGGAAGCAGCUGUCUGAGUUCCGAGCUCCACAGGUGAUGAUGUAUAUCCGGGAGAAGAUCCGAAACGGGGACCUGGAGAAGACCAUCAGGAUGUGGGAGAGGAAAGUGGAGAUUGCAGAGAUGUCCUUGAAAGGCUACCGCAAAGCUUGGAAUAAGAUGAAAAGCACCAAUGAGCAGUUGCAGGCAACUUCCGGCCCUGGGAAAUAGCCAGAAGGAAGCUACGGCUGCCAACCAAAAAGUGAUCCAUUAAAGUCAUCAGCUCCUGUCUAA